Messenger RNA from Sparassis crispa, 225 nucleotides. RefSeq lists its product as hypothetical. The record is from RefSeq and is a predicted model, not a curated record. Bases 1 to 225 code for a protein of 74 amino acids. NCBI's taxonomy places the organism in Eukaryota, Fungi, Basidiomycota, Agaricomycetes, Polyporales, Sparassidaceae. The transcript has a single exon.
AUGAAGGACUUGGCCGAAAUCCCCCCUCGACCACGAACAAGCCGGGGGUUCUUCCGCCCGCACGACACGUUGACCGCGUGCGAGGUAGAGAUACAUCGCACCCCCAGCUCCUCGGCUGCGGCCUGUUGCUCUUCCAGCCGUGGCACAGCUGCAAGACGGGCAGCAAGACGCAUCCAGCGACGAAGGCGGAUACGGCUAUGCGCAAACCCGUCUGCCAUCUCCUGA